AUGAACAAAUGCGGACACAGUACAGGAGAUGACCAGAGAUUGCGGACACAGUACAUGAGAUGACCAGAGACUGCGGACACAGUACAUGAGAUGACCAGAGACUGCAGACACAGUACAGGAGAUGACCAGAGACUGCGGACACAGUACAGGGAAUGACCAGAGACUGCGGACACAGUACAGGAGAUGACCAGAGACUGCGGACACAGUACAGGGAAUGACCAGAGACUGCGGACAUAGUACAGGAGAUGACCAGAGACUUCGGACAUACAACGGUGGCGGGAAUACUGGGCUGGCCGCUCCAUAAGAUGCACAGACAUUUCCCCCCAAGUAGAGGGGGGGGGAGAAAGAGGAGGGGGGGAGAGAGAGAGGAGGGGGGGGAGAGGAGGGUGAGAGAGAGAGAGCAGGAGAGAGAGAGAGAGAGGGGGGGGGGAGAGGGGGGGGGGGGGAGAGAGAGGAAGGGGGGAGAGAGAGAGAGGAAGGGGGGGAGAGAGAGAGGAAGGGGGAGAGAGAGGAGGGGGGGAGAAGAG
Messenger RNA from Staurois parvus, 527 nucleotides. Lineage: Eukaryota; Metazoa; Chordata; Amphibia; Anura; Ranidae. The record is from the annotation of a GenBank genome assembly.